GAAAAAAAAUUGUAAAAAAGCCUGUGUAUUUUAACUCUUUCUUCUUCUCUUUUUUUUUUAAAAAUAAAUAAAUCUUGUAACAAUAACGUACAUUAGCAUUAUUUCAUCUCCUUUGUGAGACUAAGUGACUAAGGUACGAAUCUCAAUCUUCCCAUGUUCCAACUAAAAAAAAAACACAAUUAAAAUAAGAAAAGUAAAAGAAGUAUAUAUGAUUAAUUAAUAGUAAUAUCAGUCCUUCUUCAUCGUACUAAAACCGUGUUUUGAGAAUCAACAGCUGUUGCAACGGCAGUGGUCAAGAGAAUCCAGCCCUUCCGAGAAAAUGCUGUUGUACACACAUGGCCGAUUGCGUGAGGGAGAAUGAUUGUUUUUUAAUCUUUCCAGUAAACAACAAAAUAUCGCUUAUGACUACACACAUUGCAUAUAUUUUGUUUAAUGAUAUUAUAUCCGUGGUGCUAUCUUGAGAUGAUCAGAUCAUCAUCAUCGAUGCUGACAACCCCUACAUAUUUACACACACACAUAUAUAUAGGAGGGAUAUAUAGUGAUUAGGUAGUCUGUCGCAAGAAUUGGUGACAAUACAACAGUGGGAAAUUGAAAUUGAAAAUCAAUGGGGAGCCUCGGAGUUGCAGAGCAAGGAUGGAGGAAAGGGCCAUGGACGCCUGAAGAAGAUAAGCUGCUUGUUGAGUAUGUGAGCAGCUAUGGCGAAGGGAGAUGGAGCUGUGUCUCUAAGUGUGCAGGUUUGAAUAGGAGUGGGAAGAGCUGCAGGCUUAGAUGGGUGAAUUAUUUGAGGCCUGGCCUUAAAAAAGGCCAUAUUACACCACAGGAGGAAGGGAUCAUCAUUGAACUCCAUGCCCUUUGGGGAAACAAAUGGUCAACUAUCGCGAGAUACUUACCGGGAAGAACGGACAACGAGAUAAAGAACUACUGGCGAACCCAUUUCAAGAAGAGGAAGUCAGCUUCGAGCCAUGAGAGUCGCCAAGAGAAACAAGAAGAAGAAGAAGAAGCAAGAAUUGAUAGUAAGAUUGGAAAGGUUGAAGAUGAGCAAGGGAAGAAAGUAUGUAGGAGCAGUGAUCAGCUAAUGUUGGCGACGGCUCAUGAAGAUUGUAACAGCACGUGGUGCUGGUCUGAUUUUGAUAACUGCUUUGGAUUGUGGGAUAUGGAUGAUCAGAAUGGAUGCAGUAAGAUGGCCAUUCACAGUCAACCUAAUAUUGCACGCGGCGGCGCCGGCGCCGGUGAUGGUGGCGAUGCCAUGUGUAGCGGCGGAUAUAUAUUUUGAUAUGGAAUCGAAGGAAGCAUCAUAGUGAUAGUGUAUUUGUUGUAAUUUCCGUUUUAAUUAGUUGGUUGUAAUUGGAUUAAUACUCAAUAACAUGAUUCGAAUACCAUGUAGUUGUAUAUUAAUCAAGAUUAUUCACUUUGUUUACUUGACAA
Salvia miltiorrhiza (redroot sage) is the source of this 1425-nucleotide messenger RNA. Its product is annotated as MYB-like transcription factor EOBII. Gene Ontology annotation, cellular component: nucleus. Lineage: Eukaryota; Viridiplantae; Streptophyta; Magnoliopsida; Lamiales; Lamiaceae. Gene Ontology annotation, biological process: regulation of DNA-templated transcription. The record is from RefSeq and is a predicted model, not a curated record. Gene Ontology annotation, molecular function: sequence-specific DNA binding; DNA-binding transcription factor activity. The coding region runs from base 605 to 1273 and encodes 222 amino acids. The transcript has 3 exons.